This is a messenger RNA of Cinara cedri, 6249 nucleotides long. Lineage: Eukaryota; Metazoa; Arthropoda; Insecta; Hemiptera; Aphididae. The record is from the annotation of a GenBank genome assembly.
AUGUCGUCGAAAGUUCCGGCGGGCCCUCGAGAAGUGACCAUUACAAAGAGCGUCACUGGCUUCGGUUUUAACGUCCGCGGUCAAGUCAGUGAGGGCGGCCAACUGAAAAGCAUCAAUGGCCAACUCUACGCUCCUUUACAGCACGUCAGUGCCGUACUCGAUGGCGGAGCCGCUUACGAAGCAGGAAUCCGCAAAGGAGAUAGGAUACUCGAAGUGUAAGAUAAAUAAUAAUAAUUGUUAUUAAAAAAAAAAAAAAAAAAUUUAUAAUAAUAACAAAAAAAAAAAUGGUUCCAUUAUCUAUUUAACUGUAUGAAACAAAUAUGCAAACGAUCGGUAUAUGUUAAUAAUUUUGUAUUUCGGCUUUUACAGAAAUAACAUUAAUGUCGAAGGAUCGACGCACAAACAAGUUGUUGACUUGAUAAAAUCGGGCGGCGAUGUGUUAACAUUGACAGUAAUUUCCGUUACACCCCAAGUACGUUUUUAUAUAUGUUUAACUUACCUACCAUAAUAAUUGACAGAGCAUGUUUCAGCACGAUAAUAUUUUCCUUAUACUCAAUAUUUUACUAAAUAUAUUAAGUAUUUUAAUUGAAAUGUAUGAUUAAACGUGUUUGAUAUUUCUAAAUCAUAAAGGUUACUAUUAUCAGAUUGUUUUCUCAGACAUGAAAAGAGAACUGACCUGAAUUCCAUAGGUUCACCAACAUUUAACAUUUGAUUUUGUGUCAAAUUUUGAUUAUUAAAUGGUUAUUGAUAAUUUUGAUAGAAUAUUAAUGAUAAAUCAUCACAAUUUGAAUUUAAUAUAAAGUACUUUAUUUUACCUACUUAUUAUAGUAUUAUUACUUUUAUGUUUUCAUUUAUUGCAAUAAAUUUUUAAUAAAAAGACCAUUAUAAUUUUAUAUCAUUACUAAUUUAAAUUAAUUUUUCUACUGAGAAUACUAAAUUUAUUUUUUAUUUUAAUAUUGUAAAUAAAUAAUAAAUUUAUUUUUUUUCGAAAAUAAAUAUGGAUAAUAUGACUAACUAUAUUGGAAUAGGGGACAGAAAGAGUUUUAGCAGGCCAGUGAACUAUAUAAAACCUAUAUUAUAAUUUAUGAAGGUUCCUGUAAAUAUUAUUGCGUAGACAUUAUUGGGUAAAACACAUGUGAACUAAAACAAUUGUUUUCCUUUAAAUUUAGGAAGCCGAGAGAUUAGAACCAAAUGAAGAACAGUCUACAUACAAUUAUAUAGACUACAGUGAUAAAAGAUCAUUACCAAUUUCUAUACCAGAUUACUAUUCAGUCGAUAAGGAAGGAGAUAAAUAUGUGGUAAGGAAAUUUGAAUUUUAAAAAAAAAAAAAUUUAAAAUUAAUUUGACCAAUUUUAAGUAAAUUACUUAAGAUUAUUUAGAAAAUUUUUUGAUACCAUUUUGAAUACUAAAAAAAACACAAGUAUAUUUGUCUAUGUAUAGACUGUAAAUAUAUACAAUUAUUUAUUUAAAUGCAUGUAUUGUUUAUAGUGAAAAAUUCUUGUAGUUUCGCUAAAUAUUUGAUAAUAUUCAUAUUUUGUGCUAUUUAUAUACAUGAAUAUUUAUUAGUACCUUGUAAUUUUAUUCAAAAAUUUAAUUUUCAAGUUUAUUUUGCUAGCAUUAUAUUAUUUUUUUCAAUUUUAAUAUUAUCAUUUUGUACUUGAAAACAAUUAUGAGUGGAGAAAUUAAUAAUUAAACUAUUUAAGAUUUUAUAAUUUUUUAGUGUAUUGAAUUGGAAAAUUAAACAAAUCAUUAUCUUUAUAAAACUUUAAUCAAUAACUUUUUAUUAAUAAAUGUUUAGAUUUUUUCUUCCUUUCAAAGAAUUUUUAUCAUAAUUAAUUUUAGUAGUUAUAAUAUUGUGACAUAACUAUUUGUUUAAAAAAAAAAAUGUUAUUUUUAUUUAGGUGUUCAAUAUAUAUAUGGCCGGUCGUCAUUUGUGUUCUAAACGAUUUAGUGAAUUUGUCAAUCUAAAUGCGAAUCUUAAAAGAGAGUUUAUUGGAUAUAGUUUUCCUAAACUCCCAGGAAAAUGGCCAUUUACGUAAAUAUUAUUGAAAUAAAUUUAUUCGACACAUUUUACUUAAUAGGUAAUAAUAAUAAAUAAUUUAUUUUAUUAGUUUGAGCGAACAACAACUCGAUACAAGAAGAAGAGGUUUGGAAUUUUAUUUGGAAAAAGUAUGUGCUGUUCGUGUGAUAGCUGAAUGUGAAAUUAUGCAAGAUUUUUUAACUGAUUCGGGUAACGCGCAGGUAAUUUUCUUUUUCUAUUAGUUUAGAAUUAAAAAAAAAACCAUAGUUUUAUAUAAUUUUUGUGUUUAGAAUAUUGACUCCAUUGUGGAUUUAAAAAUAAUAUUACCUGACCGAGAAAUAGUAACUAUUAGAACAAAAAAAAAUGCAACAGCUGAAAUUGUUUACAAUAGUGUUAUUGAUAAAAUAAAUAUGACAGAAAAUAUGGCAGCUUAUUUUUACCUAUUUGAAAUUGUAGAGUAUAAUUUUGGUGAGUGUUUUCUUUUUUAACAAUAUUAGGCACACAUCAUUUACCUAAUAUAUAUUAUUAUAGAAUAUUAAUAAAAAGUGUACUUAAUUUAAAAUGGAUUAUUUAUUAGUUAUUAAAAAAUGCAUAAUUAUUAAUUUUACAGAAAGAAAAAUUCAACCAAAUGAAAUAGCUCAUCAACUGUAUGUACAAAACUACCGAACAGCCAGUGCUAGUUGUUUAUGUAUAAAACGAUGGCUUUUUAACCCGGCAAUUGAAAAGAGUCUUAUAGAGUCAGAUUCUUUAGCUGCUACAUUUAUUUUUUGGAGCACUAUUGACGAAGUUGAUCGUAACCAUAUCAUUAUUGGAGGAGACCGUUUAUAUGAGUUGAAAGCACUACAAGAAUCUUCGAAAAAACUAGAUGUAUGUUAUUUAUAUUAUUAUUAAAUGAUGGUAUUUGUUUUUGUUAAUAAAAAAAAAACAAAAUAUAUUAAAUCAGUUUAAUAUAAUAUAAUCUCUUAAAACUAAACUAAUUCAAUUUAGAUUCUGAAUAAAGCGAGGGAUCUAUUGGUUUUAUUGUGUAUAUUUUUAUUUUUAUCUGUAAACAACUUUUCCCUUAAAAAUCUUACUCCAAUCAAAAUAUGACGAGAUACCUUUUUUGUUGCAUUUUUGUUCUAAUUAGUACUUUGACAAGGUCAUUUUUUGAAAUGAGGAAAAACUGGUUCUUUCAUUAAAAAAACGAUUAAAAUAUUAAAAAUUAGAUUAUCAUUGGGAACCGUUUUUAUUUAUUUACUGUUAUUAUUUUAAUCUUUUUUAAAACAAUUGUUAUUCAGAAAACAAUUGUUUUUUCCUUUUGUUCAUUUUAUUUUAGAUUUUUUUCUUCAUUCUGGAUUGUUUUUUGUUAGCAAUGGUUUAUUAUAGCGUACACAUAUAAAUAAAAUGUUUUUAUAUAUAUUCCCCCUUCAAAAAUGACCACACCCAGUGUCGGCUCUUUUUUUUUUUUCAUAGAAAAUAAUAUUAUUGAUUCUGUUUCUAAAAUGUAAUUUUUAUUGAUUUUUAUAUUUUACAGUAUUUAAAAAUGGCUAAAAAAUUACCUGGUUAUGGUGAAGUAAUAUUUCCACAUUGUCCAUGUGAUUCUCGAAAAAGUGGCCAUGUGAUGGCAGCUGUUGGCUACUUAGGUCUAAGACUUAUAGCAUGUACUGAUGAUGGUACUUUAGAGGUAAUAUUACAACAUAAUUGUGUAUCAAUUUGUUAUUUAUUGUUAAAUUUCAAUUCUUAUUCAAUCAAAUUUCAUGGUAGAUUUUGAAGAAUAUUUAGUAAUAGAAUUGAGUGUAAAUCAACAAUUUGUUUACCUAUAGAAAAACAAAAAUAGUACUAACUCAGCAAUAAUUUGAAUAAAUCUGUAUUUCUAAGAACAUUUUAACAAAAGAAGUCCUCAAGUACUUAAAAAUUAAUAGAAAAUUAGAUUUAUUCUAAUAAAUAUAUGCAAUAAUAUAUUUCUGAUGGUAAACAGAUAGUAAACAAAUGUAUUACAACAGAUAAUAUUGUAAAUAAAAAGGUCUUAGUUAUUUACAAGUACAACAUACUGUUUUAUUUUUUUAUUUUUUUUAAUAUUAAAAUCAAGUUUUUCCAUAUUUUUCUUCUUUAAUAUGCUUCAUUACCUAAUUUUAAAACAAAAAUAAAAUAAUUAUUAUUUGUUAAUUGUAACAUGUAACAUACAUCCCAUUUAAAUGACAGCACUGCUGGUUAUACAAAUAUUGUUUAAACAGACAUUCUAAUAGAGUUACAAUUAUUAAUGUUAUGUAUAUUUGUGGCUAGUGUUGAAAAUUGUUUUAUGUCAAAUUUUUUUCAGAACCAAUUUGUGCUGUUAAUUUUAAUACUGAAAUGAAUUAUCUUAUCAAACUUUAAGGUUAGAACAUUACUCGUAUUUGUACUUUUGUUUUUUUUUUUAAAUAUAUUUUUAAUUUUUAAGCGAGAUACAAAUUUUUUUACAUUGUAAUAUUUCACAUACUCAUAUCUCGUUAAAAAAUGAAAAUUCUGAAAAAAAAAACUAAAACCAAUGUACAAACAUAGUUAAUGAUUUUAAUACCACUAAAGACCUUAGUCUGAUAAUAAACUGAUUUACUUUAUUAGUGAAACUAUUGGUACAAAAAUACAAAAUUGGUUUUGCUGAACAAACAUCUGAUAUAAAUCAAUUUUAAAUAUUAGCUUAACAUAAACAUAAAUUAUAUUUUCAAUGUUACAGAAUCAAGCAGUUGAAUUUACGUGGAAAACUAUUAAAUGCUGGGAAAUUGAUGAAACUAAUGGCUUAUUUAGUUUUCAGUUUCAACGUGAAGAAAAAAGUCCCAAAUGUGUUAAACUACACACACCUUAUGUAAGUAGUUUUAUCUAAAAAAUUAGUGAUCAUUUUAAAUUCUGAGUGGAGCAAAGAAGCUUAUAGUUUAUUAUUUUUUUUUUAUCUGUGCGCAAUUUUUCUACCCAAAGAUUUGCUCGGAUUUCUACGUGUAGCACCUUUUCUGAUAGGAAAUCAGUGUGGGAGGUCCUUAAGGGAGGUCAGUUUUCGAUUUUCUCAAGUCUUUUCGCAGCAAAUGUGAAAAACCAGUAUAAAACAUGGGAAAACUGGGAAAAAUGUAGGAAAACUGGGAAAAUUGGUACAACAUUAAACAAAUUGUAUUAGAGAAAAUAUAUGAAGCUUAUUUAAUUAUUUUACUAUAAAAUAACAUAUAUAUAUAUAUAUAUUGUUGACAAAGUAUCACUAUGAACUGAAUUCUGCUCAGAAUCAGUUUUUCGUAAGUAAUAGUUUAUCGUAGCUUACAGAUAUACAUUAAAUUCCCAUUAUCUUAACUUUUUUCUAGUAUAGGGCUUGAAACAGAAUACUAUUAAAAAAAAAAAAAAAAUAAUCAUAUAUGAGUAUUGUUGAUCAUUAUUUUAUUGGUGCAGUUUUUUAAAGCCGGACCAAGUGAAUGAGUUUAUUUGAGUUGCAUUAAAUUUAAUUUAAGUAGUCGAUUCGAAGUUGAGCAUGGAGACAUUAGUGCAAUAAUGUGAAUAUUGUUUUUGAAAAUGCCACAUUAAAGGUUUUAUCUAGUAAUUACUUCAAUAGAUAUGUACGGAUGGCACUUGAGAUAAGUUUUUCAAAUUUUUUCAAUUCAAUCCCCAGAACAUUAGACUCACAAAAUCUAUAUAAAAAAGGAAAAACUAUAAAUUUUUACAUAUACAUUUUUUAAUCAGAGUUAUCCUUUUCUGAAUGCAUUGCUAUUUUAAACCAGUUAUUUAAAUUUAUUGGUAGGUCUAAUUUAGGAGGAUCCCUGCUGAUUUCCUUAAAACUAUUUUUUAGUUUUUUUUUUUUCUAAAUCUUAUUUAUGUUUAAUUUUACAUGCUGAUCGCUCAAACAGUCUUUGUAAAUUAAAAUGUACUUUUAUAUGAGUUUAUUCAUACACGAAAAUGAGACGUGCGUUUGAACACCCCGAAACGCGCAUGUUUAAUUUUGAACAUUUCUUACCAUUUCUUAACUAUAAUUAAACAAUAAUUUCUCAAUGUAUCUUCAAUGCAUUUCCGUUUUUGAUUAAUCAUUUAUAGCAAAUGGAUUCUGGUUUUAACAUAGCUUUGUUCAUUAAUAGAUGAUUUUAUCCUUUUCUGAAAGCUGUUUCAAACCCAACCUUUUAAAAAAUUAAAUAGUAUAUUUUAUAUCUCAUUAUUAAUGAAAUUGUCUGUCUGUACAGUUUACAUUCCUAGCUGACUGCUUUAAUCGAAUACAAGAGGAAUCAUGGAAAAUUGAAACACCAUAA